This is a messenger RNA of Clonostachys solani, 942 nucleotides long. The record is from the annotation of a GenBank genome assembly. Lineage: Eukaryota; Fungi; Ascomycota; Sordariomycetes; Hypocreales; Bionectriaceae.
AUGGCUAGUGCACCAGUCAACGCAUCAUCCGUGCCAGACGGCUAUCUUAGCACCAAUUUUAUGGACUUGUUGUCUCUCUCGCGCACGGUGCAGGUAGUCACUGGGGGUGCCAGAGGCAUCGGUCUGGCGCUUGCUUUUGCCAUUGCCGAGGCUGGUGGCCAAAUUGCCAUCAUUGAUGCUGCCCCUGAGCCUCACGCGAAUUACGCCUUGCUGCAGUCUGCCUGUGACAAGGUUGAGUACUACCAGUCGGUUUCCCUCUCGCUCCCUCUGGCGUUUGCAUCUCUUGACUACGGUACACCAUCCACUGACGCUUGCGAGUGUUUGCGAGGCCAUAGGUCUGAUGUCACUGAUCACGGGCGGCUGUCCAACACUUUUGAGGACAUUGUGCGGGAUUUUGGGCGAGUCGAUGGCAUCAUUACCGCUGCGGGCAUCUGCCCCGAUCAACCGUUUCUGAGCCGUGACCCAGCCAGUGUCAAGAGAUGCCUCGAGAUCAACACGUUGGGCACGUACUAUAGCGUGCAGCUGGCGGCGGCACAGAUGACCAAGCAGCCAACCCUUCCAGGCCGCGCUGGCGCCGGCUCCGUCGUCAUGAUUGCAUCCAUCGCAGCACAUCAGGCCAGUAAAGAUCAGCACACCAGCGACUACUGCAUGAGCAAAGGCGGCGUGCUUGCCUUGACCAAGCAGCUCGGAGUGGAGCUGGCCAGUCAUCAGAUUCGUGUUAAUUGUUUAUCCCCGGGAUACAUAGCGACGGACAUGACCGCUGAGCUGAUCGAGAAGAGGCCACUUCUUGGCGAGAUAUUCAACAGCGAGCCUCCCAUGAAGAGAAUCGGCGAUAGGAAGGAUCUUAAAGCUGCUGCUGUUUUCUUGCUGUCAGAUGGCAGCGCCUACAUGACAGAUGCAGAGAUGCUGAUCACAGGUGGCAUGCAUGCUGGAAGAAUUUGA